Molecule: messenger RNA, 4993 nt
Organism: Labrus bergylta (ballan wrasse)
Lineage: Eukaryota; Metazoa; Chordata; Actinopteri; Labriformes; Labridae
Product: protein FAM171A2
Source: RefSeq, a predicted model, not a curated record
UCCAACCUCAGACAAUAAAAACAAGGCGAAGCCCGCACACACACACACACACGGCAGCAGCAUCUCCAUUCUCAGCCGGGCACCCGAGCCAUGUCUGAAGAGGAGUGACGAGCUCACACAACGGCUGCGAGAAAUAUGGAUACACGGCCGACAUGGAGCUGGGACUAGAGAUGUAGCUGCAAGGAUGCCAGCCCACUUCAUCUCCCGCUUGCUCCUCUUCGCCUCGAUCUGCGCGGUCUGGGAGGCGCUGGCCAAAUCUCUUCCAGAUCAGGGAGCAGUUGAGGUCCAAAUAAAAAUCCAGGUGUUCGACAACAGCGACCUUUCACCUUUGGCCGACGCUCUGGUGGAAGUUCACGGGAAUCAGACUGUCUUGGCGUCCAGCAGGGCGGGCAGGGAUGGCGUCCUGAGGGUCAGCUUCCCGUACCGCACAGGAACCUGGGUGGUCAUCACGGCCUCCAAACGAGACUACGUCACCAACUCUGUGCCCUGGCACUCCAGCCGAAUUCCCCUGUACGCAUCAGUCAGCCUGUACCUCCUUGUUCAGAGGCCUGGAACUCUUAUUCUGUAUGAUGACGUCCUGCAGGUGCUCUCGGGGUCACCAGGAGCUCGUAACCAGCCACUGGUGCAGCUUCAGAGGAAGUCCCUGCAGCUGCCGUCCAACUCAAACUACACGGCGCUGUCCGCCGCUCUGACCACAGCCAGGACUCAGUAUGAGGUCGGGGGGUUCCCGUUUCUCCUGGGCCAAGAAACCAACAGCUCAGGUGCAGAGACAGGAUGGACGGACUUGACAGCUCUCGCCGUGGUCAGCAUUCAGCUCUUCGACAAAGAUGGCGACCCGAUCCAGGUGUCGGAUCCGAUCCACGUCUCUGUCCCGCUGCCGUCGGACACCCGCAACAGGAUGGCCACCAGCGUUCCCGCUUGGCUGUAUCAGCAGCCUAAGACGGGACUGUGGGUCAGGAACGGGACGGGCUACAUCAAAAAGGACGGCCAGCAGUUUGUGUGGAAUGUGGUCGUCCCUCAGAUGGGAUACUGGUUAGCUGCCUUCCCUACAUCUUCAGGAUUGGGUCUGUCUCAUCCAGGCUUGAGGGACAUCACCACCACCUACCACACCCUGUUCCUGCUCUCCAUCCUGGGCUCGCUGGCCCUGCUGGUGCUCAUCCUGCUCUGUGUGCUGCUCUACUACUGCAGGUGUGGGGAGCGUAGACGAAGGCGAAAGUGUUUGAAACCUCGUCGACAGCAGGCGAAACCUCACACGGCCAAUACAAACGGUGCGAAGAGGGACCAGGGUACGUCUACUUCUCGCCUGAAUCUUAUUUGCGGAGGCCAUGCUGAGUCGGGCGCCUCCAACGAGAAAUCUGAAAUGUCCCCGUCGCGAGACUACCAGAGCUCAAAGGAGGACUUGACCAAACACGUCCCGGCUCACAUGCUGCGGCACGCGAAGGGGAAAAAUAAUUCUGGUUCCCAGCGGGGCGAGAGCCUGGCCAUGAAGGUCACACGGGCCACCGAGACCAACAACCUGGACAACCCUCUGCUGCAUGAAGACUACAACCGGGGCUACAGCCAAAUGGAGGGCAAAGAGUCCGAGUACCAUCGACACCACAGCGCCAACGACAAUCGGGGGUACUCCUCCGAUCCCCCGUCCCCGCCUCGCUUCCAGGGGUACGUGCCAAACCAGCAGUCCGACAAACCCCCCGAGUACUCGGCCGCGGCUGCGGACAGCCUCGCAAGACCGACAUCCCUCAACACCCAGGCGGGUCAGAUCAUCUUCUGCAGCUCUAUCGACCAGAUGAAGGAGAACAUGUACCGGAGCAUGGUGCCGACGCUGGUCAUCCCGGCGCACUACAUGCGUCUGCCCUCCGAGUUCUCGGGCAAAGACGGCAAGGAUCAGAAAGACCAGGACAAGAACGGAGCGCAGAUGGGAGGAGGGCCGCAUCAUCACCACCACUCCCAGAAACAAGGCCAGCAGCACCAGCAAGGGGGUUCCGGGGGCGACGACUCCGAGGACCCGAGCUGGGCGUCCGACUCCUCCGGCGGACCCGUGACCAUCCCCGUGCUCUUCAACGACUCCACCAUGGCUCAGAUGAACGGCGAGCUGCAGGCCAUGACCGAGAAGAAGCUGCUCGAGCUGGGGGUGAAGCAGCACCCGAGAGCGUGGUUCAUCUCCCUGGACGGACGCGACAACGCCCACGUGCGCCACUCCUACAUCGACGUGGCCAACGAUCUGAGCGGCGGCGGGAUUGGCGCGUUUUUGAGCGGCCCGAACAGCGGCAGAGACGUCAACCUCGAACCGCCUCUGGAGUCCCAAGAGCGCAAGUCGGGAGUCAACCGGAAGGGCAAAGAUGAGCGCUGGGGGACGGGAGGGCGGAAGAGCCACGGCAGCGGCAGUGGUGGCGGCGGCGGCGGGGGGAAGACGUACUCGAAGUUGGCCUACCCGGACCACAGCGAUCCCAGCAGCAGCAGCGAGGGGCGCCCGGUCUCGCCCGAGGAGAACUCCCUCACCCCGCUUCUCGACGAGGGCCCUUCCUCACGGGGGUCCACUAUUCCCAGGAGGGGGCGCAGCCGCGUGAACAGCAGCCGCAGCAGCAACAACAGCAACAGCGAGAACCGACGCGACUCCAUCACCAGUCCCGAGGACGACCCCGACGACAAAGACGAGAACAAGAAGAGCCCCUGGCAGAAGAUCGAGGACAGGCCUCUCAUGGUCUUCCACCCCAGGAAGUGAACGCCGUUUUUGAACACUUUGGACCUUUUUAACGAUCUUUUCCAAAAGGGGGAAAUCUGAGUGAUGUUCCCGCAGAGAGAUCUCACAAUAAGCACAACCAUGCUUCUUCACCGGUCCAUCUUCAGGUUGUUGUUGUUGUUCGACCUUUGUGUUUCUGGUGAGGUGCUUUUGCACUUUUGUAGUCUCACUGUUGGUGAAUCUCACUGGUUUCCACUAAGAAGAUCUGUCGUCUACUGAAACCUAGUUUAUUGCGAGUCGUGUUCACCUAUCACACCACUGAACCAUCGUCUGAGCCAUUGCAUCUACUGACUGUGGAAAUAGCCAUUUUAUAGAGCAGAAUAUAAGAACAAAGCACUUAUUAAUACUUUGAGAAUUCAUUGAGCGGUACUUAUCGAGUAUUUGGAAGUAGAUGGAGUUUUUAUGGCACCGAUAGGUUUUUAGGUAAAUUAGAUUUCCCUUCCCUGGAGGUUCAUAUCAAUGACUUGUCCUGUUCCCUUAACUGUAUCUAGAAUAAGUUUUCUUUGAAGAAAACAUGUUCCCAGAGCUUAAAUAUGUUCUGUUUUUUUCUUGAGCCCCUGUGACUGGAUAAUGCAAAUCUAUUUGUCCAAUGUGCGACUUGCAUUUUUGCUCCUUCAGGGAUGUUCUUCAUUUCCUCUUUUUCCUGUAAUGUUUUUUCGAAUCACUUAUUCAAAUUUGAAAUGUUGAGCGUCAUCUUGUUCCAGUGUUUCCGCCAAUCCUCUCUGUCUUGAUUGAUCUACAUAUCUGCCAAAAGUUUUUUCAUAUGUCUUUUUUUUCUCUCCCGUUGUCGAGACAAAGACUUGAAUCUUUGCUUUUUCCUGGCGUGUAAAUAAAUUCCCAAACAUUUCAAAGACAAUUUGAUAAAGAAAGAUUGCAUGCAUACACUAUGAAUGUAUGAAAUAAAACAGAAGGCACCAAAAGCCCCUCCCCCUUCAACAUUUCUUCGGGCUCCUGCAUAGACAACCCCAAAUCGGCAAGAAACGUCGAAACAUCACUUUACUUGAAUCUAUUUAAUAUCCGAGUGAGAUCUACAGGGGUUGUUUGUCGGCAGGGCCUGCACCACUUCUCUCCUGUAAGUGCCUUCUUUCACAAAGAAUCGAGUGAUAGGCAUGCAGGUCCCUUUUUUGAGAUGUCACCUUAGCUAAUCCGUCGUUGAGAUAGGCGAGCACUAAAGCAGCACGCUGCAGCGAUCGUGGUAACAUCGACGAUGACGCGUCACUCGGGGGAGCAUGCCUGCCAAAAAAAAGUUCCACUUUUCUUGCGGCUUUUACGUCCUUGAUUAUCUUACUUUCUUGUAUCUAUCCUCUUUUUCACCAAACUUGUAAAUGCUACGAUGAACUAUAUGAGAUUUUAACGUGUAUAACGAUGUGCAUGUGACGUAGAAUAGGGUGUUUUUAAUGAAAUCUUUUUUUGAACUGAUCCAGGAUGUUUGGCGUUUAAAAAAAAAAAAAAAGAAGAAAAAAAUGAUGCACUGACGCAUUGAAUUGUGUUUUGCCAAAUGAACUUGGUUAUACUGAGAUACACUGAGACUUUUUUCCGUAAUCCAGCUCUGACAAAAUCACUUCCGGUCGUAAAUGUUUACAACAAUGACAUGCUGACCAACACGCUCUCCCGCCGUUUCUUAGCAUCACCACUGCCUACGACGCAUCAACAACUGUGAAUCAAUAAUCGUGCAGAUUCAGAACCCGACAUUCUCGUGUUUUUAAGAGUGCAAUCUUAACGGCUGUAUAAAAAGGUCACGCUGGUCUGUUGGUCCUUUACACCCAUUUGCUUGCUGUUCAUAACGCUUGUGUAGCCUACAGAACAAACUGGGAAUGUGAUGUGAGUCAUAGUGAAGAGUAACGCAGCCAUGAAACAUGAAACACGUCCUACUGAAACGUCUCUUCCACUGCUGUAAAUGUACAUUUCUUUGGCCCAGAUAUGGAAUUAACUGAGUUGUGCAAUCGUGGCUUUCCUUGCUUGUUUUUGUUUGGUUUAUUUACAUGAGGAAAAUCAUUUUUUCUCUGUAGAUUUUGUGAACCUGUUGUUUGGACAGAGCGCGCUCUGUCACAGCUGAACUGAAUCCCAGAGAGGUGACUCCUUCUGGUGUGUCAACGGGGCUGUGUCGGGUUUUAGACGAGGAUUGAACUGUAGGCCUUCACCCCGUGCAGUGAAUCAUUUUGCUUCAUGAACCUGGUCAGUUGUUUGUAAACUGUAAAUGGAUUCUUUCUGUACAUGAGGAAAAAAAUAAAAAUGCAUUUGUUCCCAAAGUCA